AUGGAGGACUUCCAAACCGCACGAGCUGCCCAAGACCCACCAGAGCUCGACUGGACCUCAAACGGAUGCACAGCUUCCCCAGAUGAGCCUCUCGGCUUCAACUUCAGAGACAGCUGUUAUCGUCAUGAUUUUGGAUACCGCAAUUACAAGACCCAAGGUCGAUUUUCCGAUGAUAACAAAGAUCUCAUUGAUCUCAACUUUAAGAAAGAUCUUUACAAUGAGUGUGCAACGGAAGGACUGAUAUCUGAGGGUAUUUGCAAGGGUGUUGCGGAUGUGUAUUUCGAGGCUGUGAGCGCAUUUGGUCAGAAGCGUUCCAUUGAGGAGCAAACCUGUGAGGUGUGUUUGGAAAGGCAUGGUUGA
Molecule: messenger RNA, 360 nt
Organism: Lithohypha guttulata
Lineage: Eukaryota; Fungi; Ascomycota; Eurotiomycetes; Chaetothyriales; Trichomeriaceae
Exons: 2
Coding region: 1-360 (119 amino acids)
Biological process (GO): arachidonate secretion; phospholipid metabolic process
Molecular function (GO): A2-type glycerophospholipase activity
Source: RefSeq, a predicted model, not a curated record